Diaporthe citri is the source of this 1671-nucleotide messenger RNA. RefSeq lists its product as uncharacterized. Lineage: Eukaryota; Fungi; Ascomycota; Sordariomycetes; Diaporthales; Diaporthaceae. Gene Ontology annotation, molecular function: oxidoreductase activity, acting on paired donors, with incorporation or reduction of molecular oxygen; monooxygenase activity; heme binding. The transcript is spliced from 3 exons. Bases 1 to 1671 code for a protein of 556 amino acids. The record is from RefSeq and is a predicted model, not a curated record.
AUGGAUCUCCUGGCCUGUGUGGCACUUGCCUUGAUCACCAGCCUUCUGAGUGCUCACCUCGGAUUCCCUGGUGGCUCCGAACAGAUCACAAGCCACCAGCUCUUUGCCGUCAGCUUUGUCCUCCACUACCUAUCCCUGAAGUUUUAUCGCAUUUUUCUCUACCACAAAUACUUCUCUCCUAUUCGUCACCUACCCGGCCCCAAAGACAACCACUGGUUUCUGGGACAAGCUCUCAAUCAGGUCAACGCCGACACUCCGAUGUCCUUUGCGGUCAAAUUGUCAAGUGAGCACCCAGAUGCCCCACUCAUCCGAUACCUCAGCCUCGCAAAUACAGAGAUUAUCCUCGUCAACAGCCUCGGAGCCCACCGCCAAGUCCUCCAGACGCAUGACGACAUGUUCGAAAGGCCGAGUGCCAUCAUGCGGAUGAUCAAGAGAUUCAGCGGUGACGGGCUUGCCUCCUUCGAGAGCGAGGAAUACCGAGCCCAUCGCAAGGUGCUGAGCGCGUGCUUCACCCCUAACUGCUUACGGAGGCUCGAGCCCGUGUUCAAAGAAAAGGCCGCUCAGCUCAGCCACCUUUUUGACCGUGCCAUCGAGGCCGGUGGAGAAGCAACCGCCGUCAUUGACUGCACUGAUACGUUCGGCCGACUCGCACUGGACGUCAUGGGGCGUACCCUGUUGGGGACAGACCUCUCGUACCUGGAGCAAGCUGAAUUCGACCGAGACGGAAAUGUAGUGAAAGGAACAGCACAAUAUGGUUUUCUCGACGCACAUGAUGCGGUAUUCGGGCCGGACAAGAUCGGCAAGGUCUUUACGUUCCUUGAUUGCUUCUUCCCCAUUCGGUGGAUUCCAUGCAACACUAACUUCAAGUUCCUCGAGGCUACGAGCUGGAUGAAUGCUACAAUAGGGCAGCUUGUCACUAACCGGAGGCAGGAGAUGUCAGCAGCUGCAGGAAAGGAAAUGCAUAGCGACACAUCGCGGAACAUACUGUCGUUCCUCAUUGAGGAAAGCAUGCCAGGUGGAUGUGCCGAGGGAAUCGAAGACAAAAACAUAAUUGGACACCUUCUGAUUCUCCUAGCCGGUGGCCACGAGACCUCAGCGCACAUGCUCGCGUGGAGCUCUCAUGUCCUCGCUACCAGACCAGAAAUCCAGGACCGGCUCAGGGAGGAUAUCGCUGGCCUGGCAGGACAGAAUCCCGACCCACCGUUCAGCGAGAUUGAUGCGCUUCCGUACCUGGACAAUUUUGUCAACGAGAUGCUCAGGGUUUACCCACCCGCCGUCUGGACCCCUCGACAGGCCUAUCAAGACGUACACAUCACCGGCAAUCACAUCCCAAAGGGCACACUAUUCGAGAUUGUGCCUGCAGUGACGCACAUGAACCCCCUGAUUUGGGGUGAGGACGCAGCCGAAUUCAACCCGGGCCGCUGGGACACCAUCGGCGGAGCAGAUGACCCCCGGUCGUCCCCCUUCGCUUUCGAGGCCUUCAGCAACGGCCCGAAGACGUGUAUCGGUAAGAAGUUCGCCCUCUACGAGAUCAAGAUCGCGCUGUUUGAGAUGGUCCGCGGCUACCGCUUCCUGAAUGUUGAUGAGGCCGACUUUGGGUCAUUCACCGUGGAGACCCCUGGUAUUGUGCUGCGUCCCAAGGGGAUGAAGGUGCGGGUGGGGAAGACUUGA